Molecule: messenger RNA, 2157 nt
Organism: Amaranthus tricolor (Joseph's coat)
Lineage: Eukaryota; Viridiplantae; Streptophyta; Magnoliopsida; Caryophyllales; Amaranthaceae
Product: calcium-dependent protein kinase 13-like
Exons: 7
Coding region: 259-1863 (534 amino acids)
Biological process (GO): intracellular signal transduction; peptidyl-serine phosphorylation; protein autophosphorylation
Cellular component (GO): cytoplasm; nucleus
Molecular function (GO): calmodulin binding; calcium/calmodulin-dependent protein kinase activity; ATP binding
Source: RefSeq, a predicted model, not a curated record
AAAGAAAAAAAAAAAAGCUAAAGUAUCUGAAACAAGUCUGAACCGUUACCACCUCACUUUCUCUCUCCUCUUUCCAUUAUUUCUCUCUCCUCUUUCUCCUUCAUCUUCACACUCUCUUCACUUUCACACUUACUACUUUCUCUUUCUUCUGUAACUAUUCUAGGGUUUGCUAUUUCACUUCCUCUAAUUCCUGAUAAUGUGAGUUAGGGUUAGGGUUUAUGAUUAUCUUUCCAACAUUUUGUUAAUUUGUUCAAAUCUAUGGGGAAUUGUUGCAGAUCUCCAGCUGCUGUUGCAAGGGAAGAUGUUAAAUCCAAACAAUCAGAUAAUACCAAGAGAAAAGAUAAAAACCAACAUAAUUCUUCUGCUAAGAAGUCAUCUUCGUCUUCAUCGAUCACUGUAUUGCCGGAUGUUUCAAAGGAAUCGAUCGAUGAGAAGUAUUUAGUUGAUAGAGAAUUAGGUCGAGGUGAAUUUGGGGUUACUUACUUAUGUAUUGAUAAAGGUACACGAGAAUUGCUUGCUUGUAAGUCGAUUUCCAAGCGGAAACUUCGUACUGCUGUCGACAUUGAUGAUGUUAGGAGGGAAGUUGCUAUUAUGAAACAUUUGCCUAAGAGUUCAAGUAUUGUGAGCUUGAAGGAAGCUUGUGAGGAUGAUAAUGCGGUGCAUUUAGUAAUGGAGUUGUGUGAAGGAGGAGAGCUUUUUGAUCGGAUCGUUGCUAGAGGACAUUAUACAGAAAGAGCUGCUGCUGCCGUUACUAGAACUAUUCUUGAAGUGGUGCAACUUUGUCAUAAACAUGGAGUUAUUCAUCGAGACUUGAAGCCUGAGAAUUUUUUGUUUGCUAAUAAGAAGGAGAAUUCGCCUUUGAAAGCUAUUGAUUUUGGUCUCUCCAUAUUCUUCAAACCAGGUGAGCGGUUUUCCGAAAUUGUGGGAAGUCCAUAUUAUAUGGCUCCAGAGGUGCUUAAACGGAAUUACGGUCCUGAAAUUGAUAUAUGGAGUGCAGGGGUUAUUCUGUAUAUAUUAUUAUGUGGAGUUCCUCCAUUUUGGGCAGAGUCUGAGCAAGGGGUAGCACAAGCCAUUCUACGUGGUGUAAUAGAUUUUAAAAGGGAUCCAUGGCCAAACAUUUCAGAAUGUGCCAAGAGUUUGGUUAGACAAAUGCUGGAACCUGACCCAAAGAAAAGACUAACAGCAAAACAAGUACUUGAGCAUUCAUGGCUACUAAAUGCCAAAAAGGCUCCAAAUGUUCCUCUUGGAGAUGUUGUGAAAUCAAGGCUUAAGCAAUUUGCCAUGAUGAAUAGAUUCAAGAGGAAAGCUUUGAGGGUUAUUGCUGAUUUCUUGUCUGCUGAAGAAGUUGAAGAUAUCAAAGAAAUGUUUAAAAAGAUAGACACAGAUGAAGAUGGAAUUGUGACUGUUGAAGAACUAAAAGCUGGACUUCUUAAGCAUGGCUCCCAGCUUGGAGAGUCUGAAGUACAGAUGCUUAUUGAAGCUGUUGACACUUUUGGGAAAGGAACUCUGGACUACGGAGAGUUUCUUGCUGUUUCCCUUCAUUUGCAGAAAUUGGCCAAUGAUGAACACCUUCGGAAAGCAUUCUCCUACUUCGACAAAGAUGGAAAUGGUUAUAUUGAACCUGAAGAGCUCCAGAAUGCCUUGAUGGAAGAUGGACUUGAUGAUUGCAGUAAUGUUGCCAACGAUAUCUUCCAGGAGGUGGACACGGACAAGGAUGGCAAAAUAAGCUUUGAUGAAUUUGUUGCUAUGAUGAAAACUGGAACUGAUUGGAGAAAGGCGUCUCGACAUUACUCAAGAGGAAGAUUCAAUAAUCUAAGCAUGAAACUCUUGAAGGACGGUUCUUUGAAAUUAGGGGCUGAGUAAUUAAACAGGUUUAGGUUUGUGUUUGAUUUCAUCUGAAUGGCCGAAUUACUUGGCCAUGCAUAUAUUUGGACCUGUUUUCGUUGAUCACGUUAUUGAUUUUUGGGGGGCUGCUGAUUGGAUUUAGUGGUGUUUUCUGACUUGCAAGGGCAAAUCAGAAGGUAAGUCUGUAAAAUUUCAUGUCAAAUAUUAAUGAAAAGACACUGCCUUAUUGGCCUUGGGCACCAUUGUAUGAUUCUUGCUGCUACAGCAAUGUGUAAUGGUUUUUGGUGAAGAAUAUAUCAGGUUUUUUUUCCA